Messenger RNA from Staurois parvus, 480 nucleotides. The record is from the annotation of a GenBank genome assembly. Lineage: Eukaryota; Metazoa; Chordata; Amphibia; Anura; Ranidae.
AUGGGCCCCUGUACCGCCUCCUCAUGCUGCUGCCAGGCCCGUAAUCUGUCAUGGGCCCCCGUACCGACUCCUCAUGCUGCUGCCAGGCCCAGUAAUCUGUCAUGGGCCCCUGUACCGCCUCCUCAAUGCUGCUGCCAGGUCCAGAGUGUGUCAUGGGUCCCUGUACGGCCUCCCAUUGCUGCUGUCUCCAUCACGCCACACUCUGCCAUGUGCCACUUUCAGGUCUCCUCACACUGCUGGUGGGUUCCAUUUUUGUCAUAGGGUGCUGUAUGGCCUCCCAUUGCUGCUGCCUCCACCGCCCACACUGUGGCUCCACACUCUGGUUUUGGCCCCGUGACUGCCCAAAUGAGUGAAGUGUGCGGUGAUUCUAAGAUCUACGGCACUCAUCUGCAUGUCAUACUGACUGACAGUAUUAUUUCUCUUCCCCAGCAGACUCCAAGGGCAUUUAAAAUUAAAGGUACAGUGUUCUGCACUAAUAUA